CGAGUGGGCGGGACGUUCAUUCGGCUGUAGUUCCGUCAUCUCGCUCGUCUCCGAGGCUACGGGGGGCCAAUGUUGAUUUGGGUGAAUUCCCGUCGUUGUCGGACCCCGCCGAGGUUGAUUUUUUAACAGCUGGGUUCAGUAACGAAACGCGGAGAGCUUCCGACUGAGAUUAUUGCAUCAGCGCCUCUGGUAUCGUUGUUUUUUUAGGCUGGCGAGAGGUGGGGAGCCGGGGUGGGGGGGCUCGUUCGGUGGGGGCUGCAAGGAGGGACAGGCGAAGGCUGGAUCCUCCGUGUUCAGGCCAACUGCGCCGAGUUCGGCCUGACAGUCCGGUGAAGCCCCAGUGUCCGAGAUACCUGAACGGUAGCUCCCCGUGGAUUUAACCUCGAUAUUGGUCGCAGGUUGCUGGUGACCGUGGAGUUCGCCCCGCUCCACUAUCCCGUCUCUCGCCGUGGCACCGCAUCAUCACAUCAGCAGCUGUCAGGCUAUUAAAGACCAGGAUCUCGGAGUUAACGGUCGGUGCUGCUGGAUUUAGGAAAUACCGUCCAGACCUAAUCGAGAUUAGACCGGCUUCAGAAGGCUGCGGGGCGGCCAGAAAGCCACGGAUCGACCGUUGACAGGUUGUCAUCAUGGGCAACGCGCCCACGGCCAGGAAGGGCAGCGAGAUGGAAAGCGUCAAGGAGUUCCUUGCUAAAGCCAAAGAGGACUUCCUCAAAAAAUGGGAGAAUCCUGCACAGAACACUGCUUGCUUGGAGCAGUUUGAGAGGUUGAAAACCCUGGGCACGGGCUCAUUUGGCCGUGUUAUGCUGGUGAAGCACAGAGAAACGGGUCAGCAUUACGCCAUGAAGAUCCUCAACAAGCAGAAGGUGGUGAAGCUCAAGCAGAUAGAGCACACUCUGAAUGAGAAGAGGAUUCUUCAGGCUGUCAGCUUUCCUUUUCUUGUCCGGUUAGAGUAUUCAUUCAAGGACAACACUAACCUCUACAUGGUGAUGGAAUAUGUACCAGGUGGAGAGAUGUUCUCCCAUCUACGGAGAAUUGGCAGAUUUAGUGAGCCUCAUGCUCGGUUCUACGCUGCUCAGAUCGUUCUGACCUUUGAGUACCUGCAUGCUUUGGACCUGAUCUACAGAGACCUGAAACCUGAAAACUUGCUCAUAGACCAACAGGGCUACAUACAGGUUACAGAUUUUGGCUUUGCCAAACGUGUAAAGGGCCGGACCUGGACACUGUGUGGCACCCCAGAAUAUCUGGCUCCAGAGAUUAUUCUCAGCAAGGGGUAUAACAAGGCAGUAGACUGGUGGGCGCUGGGUGUGCUCGUCUAUGAGAUGGCAGCGGGGUAUCCUCCUUUCUUUGCUGAUCAGCCCAUUCAGAUCUAUGAAAAGAUCGUAUCAGGGAAGGUGCGUUUCCCAUCUCACUUCAGUUCAGACCUGAAAGACCUCCUGAGGAAUCUGUUACAGGUGGAUCUCACAAAACGUUACGGCAACCUCAAGAACGGAGUCAACGACAUUAAAGGACACAAGUGGUUUGCAACAACUGACUGGAUUGCCAUCUACCAGAAGAAGGUGGAAGCUCCGUUUGUCCCCAAGUUCAAAGGACCAGGCGACACCAGCAACUUUGACGACUAUGAGGAGGAGGAGAUACGUGUCUCCUUCACUGAGAAAUGUGCCAAGGAGUUUGCUGAGUUCUAGAGUUAGAGAGCGAGAGAGGAAGACAGAAGGAAGUAGGGAGAGUCAAAGGUAAGCUGGUCACGUGGGAGACAUAAGGAGAGGGUACUGUCUCCUGUCCAAUCACAAGCACCAGCUACAAAAAAAGAGGAAAAAUGGUGUAUUGAAGGGGAAAAAGAGCAAGGAGACUGAUAACCAGCAGUGUUGCCUUUUCUGUUGUUGUCUGUUGUAUUUUAUUUAUUAUUCUGUCUAAUUUAUGGAUCCCUUUAUAAUGAAGGUGUGCUUCCUGGGUGUCGGGAACCCCACUAAUUUAGAGCUGCCUCUGCUCAUUUUCACUCAAGAUCUUUCCUUUUCUUUUAUGGUUUCACUCAUCUUUUGUUCAUUUUUUUCACAACAGCAUAGAGAAAUGAGUCAGUCUGUUGGUCUGAUCUGAUCUUCUACUCAUUCCAUGAAGCCCAAUGAGUCUUGUACAAGUUUAGGUCUCAGUCCAUACAAAACUUUCUGAAGUUUAAACAGGCUAACUUGCUCUUUGCUGCUGAUCAAGAAGAGCAUGUCAGUGAAUAGUUAAAUGAAUCACACACAUGUAUGUAAUUUCAAGUUACACAACUUUUUGUUUGGCAAAUUUGAUCUCAGUUUUUCCUCAAAUAUUGAAACAUUUGCCCUCUCAUAUCAUAGAUGACGUUCUUCAAGGCAUUAUGGGCCAAAAAGGAAAGCAAGAAACAGAUGCAUUGUGAACUUAAAUUUCAGUCAGAGACAGAUGACACUUAAAGGAAAAAGUCAAUUGCGUUUACUGUGUAACUCCAUCUAACACUCUUAUCAUUGUUAGGUAUAGUCAGACUUAGUGCAUAUCUGCAGUACUCCAUUUUAAAUGCUAUUAGAUACUAGUGGCUCCAAUGAUAUCAUGUCACACUAACGAAACAAAAAAACAAGGAAAUAUGAAUAAGGGAAUGGAAUAAUCUCAGUUUUAUUGGUGUUGUGAGGAAACACCAUAACAUAAUGGUAUCUCAGGUUUGAACAUAUCACUUAAUAGACAUUUUAUCAGCAUAAAGGUUCAGCAGGUAAAUUUGUGAUAAAGAUUUGGGAAUUUAAAGUUCUGGAUAAAAUUAGGAGGAACAAAAAGGGAAUGUUUAGGAUUCUGGUUAGCGUCUUCCAGAAGAUUUCAUUUUGCUUUUCGACAUCUCUCUUUUCAAAGAAGCACUUACUGUCUCUGCUCAGAGAUCAUUUGAUUCUGAUUGUUGAAUCAAAUGUUUGGCCCUGCGACUAAAAGAGACCAUCUGAGGCAGACGACCUCAAUCUGGUCAUUACAGCACUUUGACCAGUCACUGGUUGGGGUCUGGAUCGUGUGCUUUAAGAAACCGUUUAUGCUCAUCUCCCCCAUCACCCUUUUUCUCUUUUCAUUUGCAAAGCAAGACCACAGUCCAUGUGACAGUCUUACAGCACCUCUGUUACAUUUAUGUGUUUAAAACAUGUACAGUUUUUGUCAACUUUUGUUUUUUCGUGUGGUGGCGAUGGUAAUGUAAAGGUGACUAGCACUUCAUUGAACAAGUUAGGAAAGGAUAGAGGACCAGGAGGCGAAUUCUUAGUGCGCGAUAUACAACCUGCCGAUUUAAAGAAAUAGCACUUCAGGUGUUUGGUGUCUCCUUGGGUUCCUGAGUUGUGAUGGAAGAGUACUCAAACAAUGCCCAUAACGGUGGUCAUUGUAAAAUUUGUUCAUUUCAGAAUUUAUAAAAAUAAAACCAAGUGACACUGAUGUCUGUUGCAGACAUUAAAAUGCCUUCUUUAUAGCUGUAAUUUAAUGUGCCACCGUAAUGAAGAUAUUCUGAUUUGGUUAAUGCAGACGCCUUGGCUUCUCCUCAUCAUUUUAAACUCUGGAUAUUCGUAAUUCAUGAAUCCUUUCUGUCUGAAAUGGUUCAGUAACAGAAAAAUAUCACAAGAGUUUUCUUAGAAUUACACAUUUGCUAUGUGUGAUUGUUUGUACGUCAUGCGUGAUAUGGAAUGUCCAAUCACAAGCAACCCCAAUGACCCAAUGUGUAGGAACUUGCAGGAUGAACUGUUACAGAUUAUUUUUAGUCCAGUGCGGCUCGGUGUCCAUGUACCUGCUACGGUGGCCUCGGGCCUUGAUUAAAACUCCAUUCCCACUCUUUGUACGUGGCCCCAGAUUUACAGUGUGGUAAUGUGGUUUAAUUAGAGUAUUAAUUUAGGAAUUUGCACUGCAGAAGCUCAGUAUCUACUGAAGCAAUGAAGGUCUGAAAGUACCACUCCUAGGAUUCAGUAUUAGAUUUUUGGAGGGGACAGGCAGAGAUACUGUGUCUAUUAUGCCUUGUGUGGGUCAAGAUCUAAAAAUACUGAAACCUGCAUCUCCUACAUCCUUUUAAGUCUGUGUGGCUAAAUGCAAAAAAUUUGGAAUGCAGGUUAUCGAUUCAAAAUGUGGACCCUUCAAGCCCCUGUCUUAGAUGCUCGAGUGAUGUGGCAUUAUUUUUAUUUUUAUUAGUUUUUCAACAGGGGCAGUGCUCACUGAUAAACACAAACCAAACUGUAAAUGAGCAAGAGUUAGCCUAGAAGGCUGGUUUUCAGAUGAAAAUGACAUAUCUUAUCAAAUCUGUAUAAAAUAGCACAGUACACAUCUAGUAAUAAUUAAUACCACACUUUAAUGUGUGGUAGAAUGUUGAAUAGUGGGACCCCUCUAUGACAGAUCCACCUUAAACACCCUCAUAUUGUGACUUGAUAUUGUGCUUCAGUGUGGCAUAUUCCCAACACAGUUGCAGUUCAAUCACAGCAAAACCAUUUUCCACAGUAAACCUGGGGUUUCUCAAAGAAAAUCAUGCACGGCAACUGAUUCAGGACCAAAACAGUCCAGCCUCUCCCCUCGGUUUUCAUAUUCGGUGCUCAUCCUGAGCAAUGUCCAAGUCAUUGUUUUCCUCAGAGCUUCAGUAGAACACAACUGGACUUCUGUUUUGUUUUUGGUUGUUGAAGUCCUUUCACCUCUCAUCUAAGCUAAGGGGCUUCAUCAGUUUUUUUCUCUCUUCAAGAACCAAAAAAAGAUAAAUCCAGUUACCUUCUACUGAAGCUCUGAGGAAUGCCAGGGAACUUUUUAUUUUAUUUAUUUAUUUAUUUUACAUCUUUCUCAUUGUGAAAGGUGGAAAACUCAACAUUGUAUCCAUGAAUCUGAGAUCAAAAUCAUAUUGGAAGAUAAAAGGUGGCAAGGGCUGCAUGUCUACUUGUAGUCAUGAGGUGGUUUAUUGUUAUUAUGGACUAAUUUACAAACGUUUAUUAUUAUGAUUAUUGUUCCUUCAUUGUUUACAUCACUUGUUGAGAAUUCACAUUGGCUGUAUGUCCUUCAUGUCAGGUUUAAUGUUGAAACUAUAUCAUCAUGGACAAAAUGUUUGAAGAUAUGAAACAAUAUUAUUAUGUGUCUCCUCGAUGUUUUUUGCAGUGAUACGACUUCCUCUCAAUGCAGGCACAAUGCUGGUACAUACUGUCGCACUUUUUAGGGAAACGAGACCCCAAUGUAAACCAUGUUAACCCCUGCCACAAACACACACACAAACACACACACUGCAAAGGGAAGCGUCUAAAGUCACGGGAACAGUGACAUAAAAAAAACACGAAGUGUAAUAUUUUGCAACAUGAGUAUCAUUCCAAUAAAGUUUUACUUGUAAAAUUCUA
Messenger RNA from Acanthochromis polyacanthus (spiny chromis), 5324 nucleotides. RefSeq names its product protein kinase, cAMP-dependent, catalytic, alpha, genome duplicate b (gene prkacab). The transcript has 11 exons. The record is from RefSeq and is a predicted model, not a curated record. Gene Ontology annotation, molecular function: cAMP-dependent protein kinase activity; protein kinase A regulatory subunit binding; ATP binding. Lineage: Eukaryota; Metazoa; Chordata; Actinopteri; Pomacentridae. Gene Ontology annotation, cellular component: cAMP-dependent protein kinase complex; nucleus. Gene Ontology annotation, biological process: peptidyl-serine phosphorylation. Bases 627 to 1682 code for a protein of 351 amino acids.